AUGGUAGCGGAGCGCGCCCGCAAAGCGGCAGCAGCCGGUGCCCGCGGCCCCGGGGAGCCGGGCGCGCCCGCGGCGGUGGCGCCGGCCGAGCGCUGCGCGCGGCUGCCGAGCCCGGGGUCGUGCGGGCUGCUGGCGCUGGCCCUGUGCUCGCUGGCGCUCAGCCUGCUCGCCCACUUUCGGACCGCCGAGCUGCAGGCCCGGGUGCUGCGCCUGGAAGCGGAGCGUGGGGAGCAGCAAAUGGAGACGGCUAUUUUGGGACGAGUCAACCAACUGCUGGAUGAGAAAUGGAAGCUCCACUCUCGGAGGCGCCGGGAGGCCCUCCCGAAGACGUCUUCAGGGUGUCACUGUCCGCCAGGGCCUCCCGGUCCUGCUGGAAGACCCGGCUUCCCAGGGGACAAAGGUGCCAUUGGGAUGCCUGGACGUGUGGGGGCCCCAGGAGACGCCGGCAUGUCCAUCAUCGGCCCCCGCGGCCCUCCUGGUCAGCCGGGCACUCGAGGUUUCCCUGGAUUUCCGGGUCCCAUUGGGCUCGAUGGCAAACCGGGCCACCCCGGACCCAAAGGGGAGAUGGGCCUGACGGGUCCCCGAGGACAGCCGGGACCUCAAGGGCAAAAAGGAGAAAAGGGUCAGUGUGGAGAGUACCCACAUCGGGAGCACCUAAGCAGCACUCUUUCGGCUCUGCGCUCCAACCAGAUCAUUACCCUCAAGCUGCUGCCUCUCCUCAAUUCAGUGCGACUGGCUCCACCCCCAGUCAUAAAAAGACGGACCUUCCAGGGUGAACAGGGCCAGGCCGGCAUCCAAGGCCCGCCGGGGCCACCAGGCCCGCCUGGACCAAGUGGACCUCUGGGGCCCCCGGGACUGCCAGGGCCCAUGGGGCCACCCGGCUUACCCGGGCCUCCUGGACCAAAGGGAGACCCAGGAAUCCAGGGCUACCACGGCCGGAAGGGAGAACGGGGCAUGCCAGGGAUGCCGGGCAAACAUGGAGCAAAGGGAGCUCCUGGAAUUGCUGUGGUUGGGAUGAAGGGUGAGCCAGGGACCCCAGGAGCCAAGGGUGAAAAGGGGGCUGUAGGCUCCCCUGGGCUAUUCGGCCUCAUGGGGCAGAAGGGAGAAAAAGGCGAUGCUGGUAACUCCAUCGGAGGGGGCAGAGGGGAGCCCGGCCCCCCAGGGCUACCUGGGCCCCCAGGGCCAAAGGGAGAAGCUGGGGUUGAUGGCCAGGCCGGCCCCCCAGGACGGCAAGGAGACAAGGGGGAGCCUGGAGCAGCUGGAGACCAGGGACCAGCCGGCCCCAAGGGCACCAAGGGGGAACCAGGGAAAGGAGAGAUGGUGGACUACAACGGAAACAUCAACGAGGCUCUCCAGGAGAUCCGAACGCUGGCCUUGAUGGGGCCCCCUGGUCUUCCCGGACAAAUAGGCCCACCCGGAGCCCCAGGCCAGAAGGGGGAGAUUGGACUUCCGGGCCCUCCAGGACACGACGGGGAAAAGGGACCUCGAGGCAAGCCAGGAGACAUGGGCCCUCCCGGUCCCCAAGGCCCCCCAGGAAAGUUUGGACCUACAGGAAUGAAGGGAGAACACGGACACCCAGGGAGCCCAGGAGAGAAGGGGGAGAAAGGGGAGACAGGACAGGCAGGCCCCCCGGGAGAGAAAGGAGAGCCCGGGGAGAAGGGGGAGCCAGGAGUGGAGGUUCCUGGGCCUCCAGGGCCAGAGGGGCCCCCCGGACCUCCGGGGCUCCAAGGUGUUCCUGGACCAAAGGGGGAAGCAGGACUAGAUGGAGCAAAGGGAGAGACGGGUGUCCAGGGAGAGAAAGGAGAUCGAGGGCCGCUGGGAUUACCCGGAGCUUCAGGUUUGGACGGCAGGCCUGGGCCACCGGGUACUCCAGGACCAAUCGGAGUCCCAGGCCCAGCGGGACCAAAGGGCGAGAGGGGCAGCAAAGGCGACCUGGGGGUGACGGGACCAACAGGAGCAGCUGGCCUUCCUGGUUUACAUGGACCACCCGGAGACAAAGGAAACCGGGGGGAGAGGGGGAAGAAAGGCUCUAGAGGGUCCAAAGGGGAUAAGGGAGACCAAGGAGCGCCUGGAUUAGAUGCCCCCUGCCCGUUGGGUGAAGACGGCUUACCAGUCCAGGGUUGCUGGAACAAGUGAUACCUCUAACCUGGGAUUGGC
Callorhinus ursinus (northern fur seal) is the source of this 2157-nucleotide messenger RNA. The record is from RefSeq and is a predicted model, not a curated record. Lineage: Eukaryota; Metazoa; Chordata; Mammalia; Carnivora; Otariidae.